AUGUCUUCACAAAUUGGAGCUAUUGUUUCUGCAAAUGCAUUAAUUGGAAGAUUUCUAAAACAACCAAAAAAUGAACUGGUUGAUCGAUUAUGCUCACGAAUAACUGUUAGUUUGUUGGGUUUAUGUUCUGCAAUACUGUUAAGCACACAUUUUUGGGGUGAACCAAUUACAUGUUGGACUCCGGCUCAAUACGUUAAACAUUGGUACUGCCGUUUCCGUUUUUUUCGGGUCGUAGUUUCUAGUCUCGAUUUUGUACCAAAAGAACGACGACGAUAUCCAAUUGUAUAUUAUCAAUGGGUACCAUAUGCGUUGGCUAUACAGGCGGUAUCCUAUUAUAUACCACAAUUCGUUUGGAAAUGUCUAUGUAGUUGCUCAGGUUUUGAUUAUCCAAAGUAUUAUUUUUCAGACUUUAUGUCAUCAUCAGAAUUGAGGUUGGACUACAACAACCAUAAAUCAAGGUUAACUGUAUUUGAAAAGCAGGGAGCUGUCUUUGUAUGGGAUGGUAUUAUUUGUGCACGCCGAAAACGCUCCCAAUACAUAAUGCUUUUCUACUUCAUUUGCACUGUAUUACAAGCGGUAAACGCUUGGCUGGAAUUUUAUUUUCUAAAUGCCUUGUUGUGUUCUGCAACCUAUGCACUAUGGGGACCGGGUAUCAUUGCAGAUUUAGCACGAGGGAUCGAUUGGCAAACGACCGGCCAUUUUCCACGAAUCACACACUGUGACUACGUCAGGAGAGCACCAUCAACAGUACAGGAAGAUACCGUACUAUGUGUCUUACAUUUGAACAUUUACUAUGAGAAACUGUUUCUGUUCCUUUGGUUUUGGUUGCUGGGCGUUGCAAUUUUGGCAACAGCACACAGCUGCAUUUGGUCUGCUUCGCUGUGCACAACAAAUUCCGUCAAAAAUAUCAGAAAUUAUUUGAAUGAAACAACGAAUGCAUCACUGGAUCGUUUCCUAAACGCAUUAGGAAAAGACGGUGUUUUUAUUCUCCACAAUAUUGCAUUAAAUAUUGGAGAUCUCCCGGCGAGUAACUUUAUCAUGAAUUAUCUGCAUAUGGCUGGUGAACUGUUCUAUAGCAGAAAAUCUUUCAUCACAGUCGUCGCAGUUUCUUUGAGCUAG
Enterobius vermicularis (human pinworm) is the source of this 1119-nucleotide messenger RNA. The record is from the annotation of a GenBank genome assembly. Lineage: Eukaryota; Metazoa; Nematoda; Chromadorea; Rhabditida; Oxyuridae.